AUGUUCACCCAAAGCUGUGAGACCUACGAUUUGACCCCUCGAGACGACUACCUCAUCCGCAACGAUCGCCAAUUAAUAACAUCCACAUCUCACCAAUCCAUCGGUGCAUCCAAAACCCUCAACUCCUUCCAACUCCCUGCCGGAAACUAUGAAUUCCCCUUCAGCCUCCCAAUAGCUGGGAGAAUACUCGAGACCGUCACUGCUCAACGCCACAUGUACCACACCUACCAUGUCCAAGCCAUAAUCGAGCGCCGCUUCAAAGCGGACUCAGUAUUCUCUCGACCCAUCCGAAUUUACCGCUAUCCUAACUUAUCGACCGAGCCUCAAAUGACAUCUAUACCCACGACCAUCGUACGACAAUCCGAACAAGACAUCCAGUACUGCAUCUCAAUCCCAGAAUCAAACAUCCCCUUCGGAAGCAAAUUCCAAACCAAAUGCCAUUUCUCCCCUCUCUCAAAAAGUCUCAACCUGAAGACGAUAUCGAUCUCAGUCCUAGAAAACCACAGUCUGCAAAUCGACGCAACAGCAGCAGAAUCAGCAACACUCGGCAUGAUGAAAAUAAAUUCAAAUCGAACAUCUACGCUCUUUGAAGCCGAGCACGACUUCUCAAAUCAAAUACCCGACACAUCAUUAACAGAGAACGGCGGUAGAGAUGGCGAUAUACGCUCUGCAGAAUGGCCUUUAAGCCUUCCGGUGCAAUUACCAGAGAGCUUUGACCUGGCUUCACAGUCUGUUUCGACGAGUGUUAUUCGCAUAACCCAUGAACUGGCUAUACAAGCGCAGUUCCAUAAUACCGAGACAGAUACACCUAUACUGAUCCAGGAACGAAUUCCCUUCUCGAUUUACAUGACACCCGCAGUUAUCGGAGAUGAUGGAACAAUCUACGGUCAAGAUCUUCAAUGUUUCCAGGAAUAUGAAAAUGCGCCUCCAGCCUAUGGUCGACAUAAGUGUGAUGCGAUUCCGGAGGAAUGGGCUGAGUAUCUGAACCAGCUCAGCGUAGAAAGGGCACGAGUGGCGAGUGAACAGUGCUUUCAGCCAGGAAUCAGUAAUGUGUCGUGUGUUCCAAUUCCUGGGGUGUCUUUGGAGACUGAACCACCCGCCUACCGGUUUUGUUCUACUUAA
Molecule: messenger RNA, 1122 nt
Organism: Penicillium manginii
Lineage: Eukaryota; Fungi; Ascomycota; Eurotiomycetes; Eurotiales; Aspergillaceae
Exons: 4
Coding region: 1-1122 (373 amino acids)
Biological process (GO): ubiquitin-dependent endocytosis
Cellular component (GO): cytoplasm; cytosol; plasma membrane
Molecular function (GO): protein-macromolecule adaptor activity; ubiquitin protein ligase binding
Source: RefSeq, a predicted model, not a curated record